Molecule: messenger RNA, 1338 nt
Organism: Vitis riparia (riverbank grape)
Lineage: Eukaryota; Viridiplantae; Streptophyta; Magnoliopsida; Vitales; Vitaceae
Product: putative disease resistance RPP13-like protein 1
Exons: 2
Coding region: 16-1302 (428 amino acids)
Biological process (GO): defense response to other organism
Molecular function (GO): ADP binding
Source: RefSeq, a predicted model, not a curated record
AAGAAUCAAACAGCAAUGGAGGUUGUUGGAGAGUCCAUUCUUUCUGCUGCCCUUGAAGUUCUAUUUGGUAAGCUGGCUUCCCCCGACUUGCUCAAGUUUGCACGCCAGGAGGAGGUCAUUGCUGAACUGGAAGGGUGGAAGAGGGAACUGCGGAUGAUUAAUGAAGUCCUGGACGAAGCCGAGGAGAAGCAGGUAACAAAGUUGUCCGUGAAAGAGUGGGUAGACGAUCUCCGAGACUUGGCCUACGACAUGGAGGAUGUGCUGGAUGAGUUCGCCACCGAGCUGUUGCGACGCAGGUUGAUUGCAGAUCGUGCUAAUCAGGUGGCCACCACAAGUAAGGUACGGAGCCUCAUCCCCACUUGCUUUACUGGUUUCAAUCCUGUUGGUGAAGUUAAGUUUAAUAUUGAAAUGGGCUCCAAGAUCAAGGCAAUCACUGGGCGGUUAGACGAUAUUUCAAACCGGAAAGCUAAGCUGGGUUUUAAUAUGGUCCCGGGUGUUGAAAAAAGUGCGAAAAGGUUUGCAUCUGGAGCAGCUCCUACUUGGCAACGACCCCCCACUACAUCUUUGAUUAAUGAACCUGUUCACGGGAGGGAUGAAGAUAAAAAAGUUAUUAUUGACAUGCUGUUGAAAGAUGAAGCAGGUGAAAGCAACUUUGGGGUCAUUCCCAUUGUUGGCUUAGGUGGGAUGGGGAAAACUACACUCGCCCAGUUCAUAUACAAGGAUGAUGAGAUAGUGGAGCAUUUUGAGCCAAGGGCGUGGGUGUGUGUAUCGGAUGAGAGCGAUGUUGAGAAUUUAACAAAGAAGAUUCUCAAUGCCGUCUCUCCGGCUGAAAUUCGUGAUGGGGAUGACUUUAAUCAAGUGCAACUCAAGCUAAGCAAGAGUCUGGCGGCUGGAAAAAGGUUUUUGCUAGUUUUAGACGAUGUGUGGAACAUUAAAAGCUACGAGCAAUGGAAUCAGCUGCGUGCCCCAUUCAAGUCUGGGAAAGGAGGAAGUAAAAUCGUUGUAACAACACGAGAUACAAAUGUUGCAUCACUGAUGAGAGCAGACAAUUAUCACCAUUUUCUCAGGCCUUUAUCUCAUGAUGAUUGUUGGUCGGUGUUUGUGGAGCAUGCCUUUGAAAGUAAAAAUGUUGAUGAACAUCCGAAAUUGAAAUCCAUUGGUGAAAAGAUAGUACAAAAAUGCAGUGGCUUACCCUUAGCAGCAAAGAUGGUCGGUGGACUUUUACGCUCCAAAUUACAAGUUGAAGCAUGGAAACGUGUAUUGGAUAGCAACAUUUGGAAUACCAGUGAAUGCGGAUUAUGAAUUUGAGGAGAAGCAGUUAAUUUUACUGUGGAUGGC